CGUAUACCUAUCAAGAGCAGUCAAAUUCUGUUCAUUAUUUGUGUGAUUUGCAAGAAGUCAUGAGGGGGAACAUAUUAGUAGCAAUUUUAUUCCAUGUAACUUUUGUACAGUCUGAAUGUCAAAGAGGAUGGCUGCAUUUUGGGAACUCCUGUUACUUUAUAAGUGAUACUCACAAAAACUGGGCCGAUUCUGCAAUUUUUUGUCGUGCAUAUAAUUCGCGACUGGCAUCAGUUGAGUCAAGUGCAGAAAAUGAUUUUUUGACAGAUAUCAUUCGAUUAAAGAAUGGAUUAACCAAACGAGGAUACCGGAGCAUUGAUUAUGAUUACUAGAUAGACGGAACAGAUGAAAUAAUUGAGGGUCAAUGGGUCUGGGCAGAGAGUGGAAAACCACUGACCUAUACUAACUGGGUACCAGGUGUUCCUGAACCUAACCCACG
Molecule: messenger RNA, 436 nt
Organism: Mytilus trossulus (common blue mussel)
Lineage: Eukaryota; Metazoa; Mollusca; Bivalvia; Mytilida; Mytilidae
Product: ladderlectin-like
Exons: 4
Coding region: 60-329 (89 amino acids)
Source: RefSeq, a predicted model, not a curated record